Engraulis encrasicolus (European anchovy) is the source of this 1215-nucleotide messenger RNA. RefSeq names its product COMM domain containing 4 (gene commd4). The coding region runs from base 97 to 696 and encodes 199 amino acids. The transcript has 8 exons. Lineage: Eukaryota; Metazoa; Chordata; Actinopteri; Clupeiformes; Engraulidae. The record is from RefSeq and is a predicted model, not a curated record.
UCCAUAUUUCCAUUACUUCAGUCAGCGAAGAAGAAGCUGUCAGCUGACAGAGGAAAGCAAAGCAACUUCUACUGUCAUCAAGAAGAAACUGCCAACAUGCGAUUCAGGUUUUGUGGUGAUCUGGACUGUCCAGACUGGGUUCUUGCAGAAAUCAGCACGCUGGCCAAAUUGUCUAGCGUAAAGAUGAAGCUUCUCUGCGGUCAAGUGUUGAGAGAUCUUCUGGAGGAUGGCAUCGACUAUGACAAAGUUGAAAAGUUGACAUCGGAUGCCAAAUUUGAGGUUGGCGACAUCAAAGCCAGUAUUGCUGUUCUCAGUUUCAUCCUCACCAGUGCGGCAAAGCAUGAUGUGGACAGCGAGUCCCUAUCCAGUGAAUUGCAGCAGCUGGGCUUGCCUAAAGAGCACACCACAGGGUUAUGCAAAUCCUACGAAGACAAACACACAGCACUGCAGGACAAGCUGAGAGAGAGCAGUUUACGGCUGAGUCGCCUGGAGUCUGUGUCGUGGAGGGUGGACUACACGCUGAGCUCCAGUGAGCUGAAGGAGGUGAAUGAGCCCAGUGUGCAGCUGCGUCUGCAGGCCCAGCAGUCGGAGUCUGGCUCCUCAGAGACCACCGUAGUGUCCAUCACGGCAGACAAGUUCAGAGUGCUCCUGACAGAACUCAAGCAAGCCCAGGGCAUGAUGAAUGCCCUUCAGUGACCUACCGAAGAAAUGUAUGAAUGAAGAGCUGUUCUCUCUUUCACAUGGUAUGUCAAUGGAGACUGCCCCACUCGACUGUCAUGCAGUAUAGGAAGAGAUUCGUUGUAAAGUGCCAUUUUUUGACUUUUGCAUUUUAGUAUUGGAAAUGACUGUUUGGAUGGGAAUUCAUGGGAAUUCAUGUCCAAUACAAAAUGGAUAUGGUCAUUUUGCAACAAAUACUCGUCAUAUGUACAGACCAGCAUCUACUACCACUUUGACUUUUUGAGUUCAUUGCGGAAGUAGAUUUGCCCUUGAUGAUCUUAUGUUAACAUUCCUCAAGCAUUUUUGGUUUGCAUGAAAUUUGAAAUGUAAAUGUUAAAAAAGUGCCUUUUUCCUCAUCGCACAAUGUAAUCCAUCACAUGGCUGUUCGUGCCUCAAGCACAUUGUGUUUUUGUUGUACAGUAGAACAUGAUAUGCACAGAAUUCACGUCAUGUAAAUUCAUUUGUAAUAAUAAAUACAUGUCCUGCAUACGUAAUGAA